Messenger RNA from Peronospora matthiolae, 1245 nucleotides. Lineage: Eukaryota; Oomycota; Peronosporomycetes; Peronosporales; Peronosporaceae. The record is from the annotation of a GenBank genome assembly.
AUGGAUGACAACCAGCAGUCGAAUCGCACUGGAUGGACCAACGAGAGCGUGAAUGAGCGCGUUUGCAUGUUCCCUGACGACCGCUUCCACCCGCUCAAGCCGGACGCCGACCGUCUCCACGACGAUCUGGUGGAGGCCGCGGAGCUUGAGGGCUCCCCAAAAACGUCCAAGGAACUGGACUCCACGCUAGUGCUGCACCAGUUCUUGCCAGCUUGGGACGUCCAGGCCUAUGUGCGCGUCGCAGGCAUUCGGUUGCACGUGCACAACUCCAAGUACCCAAUGUACGAAGCUACCGGGGAACUGCCACAAUUGAGCGACGGGAACUUCUUGCUGCCAAAAGAAGAGAUUAUCAUGCAUCUGCAGACGUUUCAUACAGACAUUGACAAGGAUCUGAGUGACGUACAGCGCAGCGAGUCGUAUGCUUACCGGUCGAUGGUGUCGGAGAAGUUGAGGCGCGUUGUCCUGUAUUGUCAGUGGGUGGAUUCCGCUACGUACAACGAGGUCACGCGGCCGCACAUGAAGCGCGUGCUUCCUUUUCCGUUGAAUCUUUUUCUGCCGAAGAAAUUGCAUUUGGACACCAUGGAGAAGCUUCGCUUGUAUGGUAUCCUAACAAAAGAGCAAGCGUACGUCAUUGCACGCGAUUGCUACACGUCACUCAAUGCGAAGCUGGAGAAAGGUGGCUCGCCCUAUUUUUUCGGAGACAAGCCGAGUGCACUGGAUGUAGCCGUGUUUGGACACAUUGUUGAUGCGCUAGGGAACUCCCAACUAGCAGUUACUGUGCAUCAACAUGCGCCACUGCUGAUCGGUUUGGCAGAGCGCAUCCGCGACGCGUACUUUGGCGCUGACGGCGAUCAGCCUGCGAGUCUCAGUGCAGAGGCUAUGUACUCAGAAAACCAAGCCAAUUACUUUGCGACCACGUCUGUGAAUAGCGUUUUCAUGAAGAAGAUAUCGACGCCAUUGCAGAUAGAUUUCUUGAAACCUUAUCGGAGCCUAGAUUGGAGUCGUCGGGCGCUCGCAUCGGAGGUAACUGAGAAAAAACGGGAGGAGGAAGAUGAACGACGCGCAGUCGCGGAAGAAGAACAGGGUGAGGCUUUUCAAAAGGGUUCUCGCAAUGUUGUGAUCGGCGCCAUCACAGCGUUGGUCCUGUACGCCGUGGCUGCCUGGCCAGUGGCUGUGGAUAUUGCUGAGGGGGAUGACGGUGAUGAGUAUCAUGAGGAAGACGGCGAAGACUUGAAGAGUGACUGA